GAGCAGGAUGGAGACUGAUCUUGGGUCGGUGGUUCAGCAUAUCCGCGCUCUCGGCGUCUCCUCGGAUGGCGAGAGCACCAGGCGAGAGAGAGAGCAUCAAACGAUAGCUUCGUUCACAGCCGGGAUAACGCAUCCAUGCGGCAGCUGCAGGGGCAUUGCGAUUCUGGAUUCCGAUGCCAUCCCUUUCUUGCACAGUCCCGGAUGAAGUGCGGCUUUGCGAUAGCAGCUGCGAUGGAGGAACGAGGCUCUGGCCAGAGCACGGACAUGGAUCGAGAACGCAUUCUGGUCAUUGCGCCGACCGGUCCUGGUUCGUCCCGCAUCUGCCAGAUCCCUGACAGAUCCCUGAUCCCUGACAGAUCCCUGAUCCCAGACAGAUCGUCGCUUCCUCUGCCUGCGGCCCGCACAUCAUGCUCUCCAUUGCAUUUGCUCGAAGAUCUCUACAGUCGCUGACCGGCCGCAACGGUGCAGCUCGUCUGUUGUCAACAAGCCAAUCGUCGCUGGCGUCCUAUGGCUUCGUCACCUCGCCCAUCUAUUACGUGAAUGCAGAUCCCCACAUUGGCCAUCUCUACACCACCGUCCUUGCCGACACCAUCAAGCGGUACAGCGAGCUCAAAGGUGUCAGCACAAUCUACAGCACCGGCACAGACGAGCACGGACUCAAGAUCCAGCAAGCUGCGGCCAAGGCGGGCACCAGUCCGCAACAGUUCUGCGACCAAAUCUCCACCAGGUUCCAACGACUCUUUGACCGAUCAAGUGUCUCGUACACGGACUACAUCCGCACGACCGAGGAACGGCACGUCCGUGCUGUGCAGCAUCUCUGGACGGUGCUCUACGACAACGGAUACAUCUACAAAGGCCACCACGAAGGAUGGUACUGUGUCUCCGACGAAACAUUCUAUCCAGAGAAUCAAGUCGAGGAGGCCACUGACGCACACGGCAAGAAGAAGAUGAUCUCGAAAGAGAGCGGAAAGGAUGUCGAAUGGACCCGCGAGGAAAACUACAAGUUCAGGCUCAGCGAGUUCCGAGAGAAGCUGAUCGCAUGGAUGAAGCAGGAUCCGUCAGUCAUUGUCCCAUCGUCGCAGUAUAACAUCAUCAUGAGUAUCCUCGAAUCCAAAGACGGCCUACCUGACCUGAGUGUCUCAAGGCUGCGGAGCAAGCUGCAGUGGGGCAUCUCUGUCCCGAACGACCCCGACCAUGUUGUCUACGUCUGGCUGGAUGCUCUGACCAACUACCUCACUGUCGCGGGAUAUCCAUGGGCCUCAACGGCAAGCACGGAUGAUCGAAUGUGGCCCCCGACAGUCCACGUUGUCGGAAAGGACAUUAUCAAAUUCCACGCAAUCUACUGGCCAGCGUUCCUCAUGGCAGCAGACCUACCUCUGCCAAAGCGCAUUGUUUCGCAUGCCCACUGGAUUGUCGGCAGCCAAAAAAUGUCCAAGAGCCUCGGCAACGUCGUCGAUCCCGUGAAGAUGACGGAAAAAUACGGCGUCGACCCUACCCGAUUCUAUCUUAUGCAGAUCGGCAGCAUUGAAAACGACAGCGUGUUUGACGAAACCGCCCUCGAGGCGACCUACAACAGCCUCGCUAACGGGCUCGGCAACCUGAUGAUGAGAGCAAUGACCCCCAAAACGAACAUUUGGAUGGCAAUCCCCACCCGCGCAUCAGUCGAUGUCGACCCAGAUGCAUCGGAGCAGCAGCUUAUCGAUGCGAUCGAGGAGGCCAGGUUGAUCUUCAACAAGAGUAUGGAUGAUGUUGCUUUCCCCAAGGCCCUUGAUGCUGUCAACCAGUUGAUUGCGCAGGUCAAUCAUUUUUGGGACCGCAGCACUCCCUGGAAGGUUGCCAAGGCCAAGACGCCCGAGUCCGAGCAGCAUCUCCGGCACAUCCUCUACUAUACCUUUGAAGGGCUCCGCAACAUUGGCAUCAUGGUACAGCCAUUCAUGCCCACGAAAGGCUCGCAGAUUUUGGAUGCCCUCAAAGUCGAUGCAACCGAACGCGGAUGGGCGAACUGUGGCGUUGGUAAGCGAUGGAGAGAGUCGGGCCAUGACCAUCCGGCCGAGAUUCCAAUCGAACGGGCCUCACCGUUGUUCCCACGAGAGAAGUGACAAGUCAGACGAACGAAAGCCCAUUGGCGGGCCCAUGCGCUGUUGUCGCAGCGAUGACGUGCGCCGAUGACUCAAUACACCGAAAUCUCUGGCAACUGUCGUUGUGCCCCAUCUUGACCCCGGGUGCCGGCAAAUGGACACUCGCAGCCUGCAGCUGACUCCGAGCCGUACGGGCGGGGUGCUUCCCCUGCUCUACCGAAAGUCCAUCGUCGAAGACUCAAGUGUCUGGAGUGCCUUGACCGACAUGCACCAGGGCUUUCGAAUACGAG
Polychytrium aggregatum is the source of this 2368-nucleotide messenger RNA. Its product is annotated as tRNA synthetases class I (M)-domain-containing protein. The record is from RefSeq and is a predicted model, not a curated record. Bases 408 to 2099 code for a protein of 563 amino acids. NCBI's taxonomy places the organism in Eukaryota, Fungi, Chytridiomycota, Chytridiomycetes, Polychytriales. Gene Ontology annotation, molecular function: ATP binding; methionine-tRNA ligase activity. The transcript is spliced from 7 exons. Gene Ontology annotation, biological process: methionyl-tRNA aminoacylation.